Tarenaya hassleriana is the source of this 2844-nucleotide messenger RNA. RefSeq lists its product as uncharacterized. The transcript is spliced from 4 exons. Lineage: Eukaryota; Viridiplantae; Streptophyta; Magnoliopsida; Brassicales; Cleomaceae. The record is from RefSeq and is a predicted model, not a curated record. Gene Ontology annotation, cellular component: nucleus. Bases 166 to 2556 code for a protein of 796 amino acids. Gene Ontology annotation, molecular function: transcription corepressor activity.
UUUAAGUUAUUUAUUUUUCUCCAAUUUAUUUAUUUUCGUUGUCUUCCUCUCGCUCUUCUUCCAAGCCUGCGAGAAUUCGCAAGUUUCGUGUCGAUGCAAAGCUGAGUUCUUCUUCAUACGAGGUUUUUCUUUUCUCGACGUGGGUUUUAAUGCUCGAGUUCUGCCAUGGAGAUGGAGCCAAUUCGUUCAGAUGACAUGGAAGGCUUUCAUCUUGCUGAUGAAUCCUCUGAGCAAUUGAAUUCACCAUAUUCUUCAUAUUUCAAUGGACUUUACGGAGAACCCGAGGCACUACCUCGUGUUGGAGAUCAGUAUCAGGCAGAAAUCUCAGAUCUAAUCCCAGAAGAUGAUCGUUUAAAGCUCAUUAGCCGUGGCUCAUCCGAGACUUAUCCACGGAAUCCUUUCUCACUCGGUUUGCCAAUCCCACUUAUGUGGACAAGAAGUGAGAAAUUUAAAGGUUUCCAUGAAACUAAUGCGGACUAUGUGCCACAUGAUAAUGACCCUUUAGCGAAAGCCGAUGAUCAAGCGGCUAGUAGCAAAGUGAGGACUAUUGUGCUGGCAUUGCCUUGUCAAAGAAACAUUAAAUUCAAAUUUGAAUGGCUUGACAAAAGCAUCAACCCGUUCCCUGGGACAUUGGGGGAUUCUUGGGAAGACGCGGAGCAAAAGAGGCUUCUCCUCGGCCUCUACUGUCUCGGGAAAAACCUUGCCUUUGUACAGAGAUUUGUAGGGAGCAAAAGUAUGGGAGAUGUGCUGUCAUACUAUUAUGGCGGAUUUUACCGGUCUAGUCAAUAUAAGAGAUGGGCAGAUGGACGCAGUUUGAGAAGCAGGCGGUCUGUCCAAGGCCAUAAGUUAUUUACAGGUUGGAGGCAGCAAGAACUGCUGUCUCGGAUAUCAUCUCAUGUACCUGAGGAAUGCAAGAGCAUGUUGCUCGAGGUAUCUAAAGCAUUCAGAGAAGAGAAAAUAGCAUUGGAGGAGUAUGUGUUUGCUUUGAAAAACGCAUGUGGAACUGAUAUACUUAUAGAAGCGAUUGGUAUAGGUAAAGGGAAGAAGGACCUCACCAAUGGUGCGUUAGAGCCUCCCAAGACAAGUAUGGCAGCCUCUGGCAACUCUGAGGUGCCGAUAGGCAAAGCUUGCUCAUCACUCUCACCUGCCGACAUUGUCAGGUACUUAACCGGAGGAUUCAGGCUGAGCAAAGCUCGUUCAAGUGACCUUUUCUGGGAGGCAGUAUGGCCACGUCUGUUGGCGAGAGGGUGGCAUUCUGAGCAGCCGAGAGGCCAUGCGAGGAAUUCUCUGGUUUUCCUCAUUCCAGGAGCCUCAAAGUUCUCCAGGAGGAGAAUGGUGAAGGGAAAUCACUAUUUCGAUUCUGUCACCGAUGUCUUGAACAAAGUGGCCUCAGACCCUACGCUUCUUGAGCUUGAUGCUGAGACGAUUAGAGAUAACGGGAAGAGAGAAGAGAAAAAUGGGAAUGACGAGAUGAUAAGUUCAGACGGGUUUGAUGAUUCUUCUCCUAACAGCAAGAGGCAGAGGUAUCUGCAACCACGCAGAACUAGUAGUAAAAACCUGGAUGUCUUGAUGUUUACGAUUGUGGAUACGAGUACAAUAUAUGGUCCGGAGAGAUGUAUGUUGAGAGAGAUGAGAUGUUUGCCCGUCGAAAGCGGUGUUUCAUCAUCAACAUACUCACCAAACUUAUCAAGUGAAUCUGAGGAUAACUUGUCAGAAGAUUCUGAAAACGAGGCAGAGAGGAAGUCUAAACCAACAAACAUGAGAGCAUGUGGUGAUUCUUCUGUUUGGGCAAACGGGGCAAAACUCAGUUUUUGUAAAACCAGCUCCUUAAACGUGUCAACAGGAACUGUUGUGAGUAGGAGCUCUGUUUCUCUCAAUGAGAAUCGACAGAAGAAGAACCGGAAAGUGAAGCCAAACAGUCCAAAGAGUUUAUCCUUUCGUGGCAAAAGGAGUAGCUAUUCGGGUGAAACACUGUCCAGGAAGAAGAAAACGAAGAACAAGGAAAGACAGAUGAGACCAAACUCACAAGAUGCACAUCAAGAUGUAAUAGUGAGAGAUGAAAACAGAGACGAGGCGUGUAAACUGUACUCAGACAGUUCUAUUGCAGAAGGAAGCUCUACUGUAAGAAAUGCAGAUGUCACCACUACCUUCCAGAGGCACAUGUCGAUGGAAAACCAUGAAACUCGCGAGCAUUUGGACACGAACGUUGCUCAAGUCUUAGAGGGGCAUGAAGCUGAAAGCACAGUUGUGGCUGAGACUGUGCAGAACGGUGAGAGCUCUCAGUCAUCUGUGAAAAUGAACAUUGAAGAAGAGCAUACUGGACGGAGGCAAAGCACAAGGAGCCGGCCAUUGACAGCCAAGGCCUUGGAAGCUUUUGCCUUUGGAUUCCUUGGGAGCCCGAAAAAGAAGAAGAGAAAGGAUAUGGAUGGGUCGAGAGACAACAGAUCAUCAAGAUCAAAGUCCACAAGACGCCACCACACGGUCGUGACCUCCGAGUUCAGAAACGGCACUGUAAAUGACGUUCCAAACACUGUAGAGACUGACACUGAGGUAUGAGGGUGUUGUUAGUGUUAAGGGAUAGAGAGAGCUUUGUAGUCAGCCAUGGAUAGGCAUUGAUGACAGAAGAACUUGGUCGGAAAAUGACGGUGCUGCUAAUUUCAAGCGCCAGUAAAAGCAUUCAAUAUAUAUAGCCAAUACUAAUAGUAAUAUUUUCAUGGUUUAAAAAAGACAUCAGAGUUACCUCGUUUUGUGUCCUCUGUUUCUGAUUGAUAGGAAGAAGACAUGGUGAAGUCUGUUAUGUUGUUCUUUUUUAUCAUUUUGAAUACAGAAUCAAUGCAGUGCUCA